UUUCCAAAACAGAGGCAAAUAGAGACAGAGGAUCAGAGGAUUAAUGGAUUUCAAUCUAAGUAGCAAGAAACAAGAUAUGAAGAAAACGAUGAAGCAAUCAAUGCUGCUGUGUUGCAAGCUUUUCAUCUCAGAAUCCCGAAACAUUGCAGCAUUGGAAUCGGUGGAACGAGCCGCUCGACUCAACCCUGAAAUAGUGAUUGUGAACAAAUUUGAAGAUCGAGCUUACAACCGGGUCAGGUACACGCUUGUAUCGUAUGUGACUCACGAUAACACAGGAAAUGCCGUCUAUAGCCCACUGCAACAGACAGUGAUUGCGAUGGUGGAAGCAGCUUACGAAGCCAUAAACCUUGAGCUCCACUCAGGUGCGCACCCUCGGAUUGGCGUGGUUGACCAUAUCUCCUUCCAUCCUCUUGCUCGUGCUUCCUUGGACGAAGCUUCUUGGCUCGCUAAACUCGUCGCUUCCGAUCUCGGCAACAGAUUACAAGUACCUGUAUUUCUGUAUGAAGCUGCACACCCAACCGGGAAAGCCCUUGACACCGUCCGGCGUGAGCUCGGGUACUACCGGCCAAAUUCCAUGGGCCAAUGGGUCGGGUGGGCAUUACCAGAAAUCCUCCCAGAAAUGCCAGACAUGGGUCCAUCUCAAGUUUCUCCAGCCAGAGGUGUUGCCGUGAUCGGCGCAAGCCCUUGGUUUGCAACAUACAAUGUUCCAGUCAUGUCUACAGAUUUGUGUACUGCAAGAAAAAUUGCUCGGAUGGUGAGUGAGAGAGGGGGAGGUCUUCCAACGGUUCAAACACUUGGUCUGGUUCAUGGAGAGGAGUCGACCGAGAUAGCCUGCAUCCUCUUGGACCCGAACCGGGUUGGAGCUGAUCGGGUUCAGAGUCAAGUGGAGAUUCUGGCUGCCCAAGAAGGAUUGGAUGUGGAGAAUGGCUAUUUCACUGAUUUCUCACCAGAGAUGAGUGUUGAGACUUAUAUGAGAUUAGUGAAUGGUGAUGAAGUCAACACGGUUUGAUGAAAUGAUCUAAACUAUUUCGUUCCUGGUUGAGUGGCUAUUUGAAAUUUGAAAUUUACAAACGAGAAACA
Telopea speciosissima is the source of this 1080-nucleotide messenger RNA. RefSeq names its product formimidoyltransferase-cyclodeaminase-like. The transcript is spliced from 3 exons. Gene Ontology annotation, molecular function: folic acid binding; transferase activity. The record is from RefSeq and is a predicted model, not a curated record. NCBI's taxonomy places the organism in Eukaryota, Viridiplantae, Streptophyta, Magnoliopsida, Proteales, Proteaceae. Bases 44 to 1009 code for a protein of 321 amino acids.